Podospora bellae-mahoneyi is the source of this 1500-nucleotide messenger RNA. RefSeq lists its product as uncharacterized. Gene Ontology annotation, molecular function: 6-phosphogluconolactonase activity; protein binding. The record is from RefSeq and is a predicted model, not a curated record. The transcript has 4 exons. The coding region runs from base 1 to 1200 and encodes 399 amino acids. NCBI's taxonomy places the organism in Eukaryota, Fungi, Ascomycota, Sordariomycetes, Sordariales, Podosporaceae.
AUGAGAGCCACACACGGCAUCUUUGCUGCCUUGUCGGCCGGCCUCUCAUUAUCAUCCGCAGCCGCUUGUUCAAAGCAAGGUCUUCUUCUUGUGUCUUCAUACCCGUUUGAGUCUUCCCCAGGAGAGAUUGUCAAGGGAGGAGUUACGACGCUGAAGCUGGGAAACAAGGGCCUAGAGCAGGUUGGCGAAAUCUCGACCAUCUGCGGUACUAACCCUUCAUGGCAAACACUCGUUGGAGGCGAUCAAUAUUAUUGCAUCAAUGAGAACUUCGACGACGGCCCUGGCGCUUUUACCUCAGCUAAGGUGAAUACGGACGGCACUCUCGCUUUUGUGGGAAACAGUUCUACGCCUGGAGGCCCAGUGCAUAUUGCUCUCUUUGGUGAGAAUGGGGAGAGAGCUAUCACCUCCAACUUUGCAUCAUCCUCUGUCGAUGUCUUCAACAUUGAGGACCCAGCCAAGCUGCAAUCCUUGGACAACAAACCUUUUCCCCCACGGCCCGACAACGAAACCAUCACUUCCAGGCCUCACCAAGCAGUUGUUGAUCCCACUGGUGGAUUCGUUGUCAUCCCCGAUCUCUCCGUCGACGUCCUCCAUAUCUUAAGCAUCGACCAAACUGCGCUGUCACUCACAGAGCUGCCGGCACACCCCUUCGGGAACGGAACUGGGCCUCGUCACGCUGCCUUCCUCAAGUCAGGUGACAAGACCUUCCUCUACGUCAUCGCCGAAAAGAAGGUCUCCAUCCUCGGGUUCGAAGUCUCUUACGGCACCAACAGCUUGACAUUGUCGGAGAAAUUCAACAUCAGAACCGACGGCAGCGAGAACGCACCGGCCGAAGGCUCCUCCGGAGCUGAAAUUACCAUCUCUCCUGACAACAAAUUCCUCACCGUCUCAACCCGCAACGAGACCACGCUAGAAUACACCACCGUUGCCGACGGCACAAAGAUCCCGUCUGACGCCCUGAACACCUUUUCCAUCGACCCUGUCACUGGGGAGUUGACUCAUGUCCAGAGUGCCCCGGCCGGUGGCUCGUUCCCGAGACAUUUCAGCUUCAACAAGGACGGGAGUCUGGUUGCUGUUGCUUGCGGGGGGGAGAAUAGGGUUAAUGUCUUUGAGAGGGAUGUUGGGACGGGGAUGAUUGGGAAGGCGGUGGGGGAGAGGGUUUUGACGACGCAGGUUAAUCAUGUUAUUUUCAAAGAGUAAGCCAAGCAUGGGAUACGCUGUGUGGUGCGGGUGGGCUGCGCUCGGUGUAGCUUAUUUUUUGUCUUCUUUUAGAGAUGCGGACUGCGAAAAUGAUGCUGGGGAGGACGGUCCGACGAGCAUUCCGGCCGGGGCUGCAUCUAAGAACACGGGAUCUGGGACUUAUGGGACGGCGUUGGGUUGGGAGGUUGGUUUUUUGGUGUUUUUGGUUAGGUGGCUGGGUAUAAUGUUGUAAAGACAUAGAAAGGCCAACAGAACUAAUAGGAGAUAUCAUGAUGCGAAAACAGUUGCAUUUCACAGCAA